Molecule: messenger RNA, 665 nt
Organism: Oryctolagus cuniculus (rabbit)
Lineage: Eukaryota; Metazoa; Chordata; Mammalia; Lagomorpha; Leporidae
Gene: TMEM223
Product: transmembrane protein 223
Biological process (GO): nervous system development
Cellular component (GO): mitochondrion
Source: RefSeq, a predicted model, not a curated record
AUGGCGGCGCCCUGCUCGCGGUGUGUCUUUGGGCUUCUCCGUGCGCAGCCGCCUGUGUUCCUGCAUCGGUCCCUGUACAGUGCGACCCCACCGCGGGACGUGCUCCUCUUCCAGCAUGAACGGGGCCGCUUCUUCACUAUCCUCGGGCUGUUCUGUGCGGGCCAGGGCGUCUUCUGGGCUUCCCUGAGCGUGGCCGUCUUUUCCCGACCCCCAGUCCCAGCGCAGCCUCGGGAUGCAGCUCCUAGCCGCUGGGACCUGCGUUCCGCCCUCUGGCGGUAUGGGCUCGCCGUCGGCUGUGGCGCCAUCGGAACCCUGGUGCUUGCUGCCGGUCUUCUUUUCUCUCUCCGGUCUGUGCGUUCAGUGAUGCUUCGGGCUGGAGGGCAGCAGGUGACACUCACCACUCAUGCCCCCUUUGGCUGGGGGGCCCACAUCACUGUCCCCUUGAACCAGGUCUCCUGCAUGGCCCACCGGGGUGAAGUCCCUGCUAUGUUACCUCUGAAGGUCAAAGGCAGGCGCUUCUACUUCCUCCUGGACAAGGCUGGACACUUCCCCAACACUCAGCUCUUUGACAACACUGUGGGUGCCUACCGGAGCUUGUAAAGAAACUUUAGGUCACUCACCCCUCCCAGAGGGGAAUAAAAAGAAAUCUUUGAGAUGGAGUGACA